CUGGACACAUGCUCACGCACCCACCCGCACACAAAGCAGUGCAUGCUAUGGUGGUAGACGACGCGCAAGGACCGAUCUCAUCUCUCAGCAGCGCCCGACCCGCAGCAGUGAGCGGUACCUCUGGAUGAGAGGAGGAAGAGGAGGCCGAGAGGAAGAAGAUGUCUGUGAACGAGGUGUACGUGUUCCGACCCUUCAAGCUGAUCGCGCUGCUGUGCGUCUUCUUGGCUCUGUGCCUGGACCUGGUGGCUCUGCUCAGUCCCGCCUGGGUCACCGCCGAACACUUCUCCCUGUCGCUGUGGGAGUCCUGCUCCCAGUCCAACGCACGGCACCCGGGAGAGGAGCCCCAGUGGAGCUGCUUCUCCACACUCACAUCUGACUGGCAGAUUGCCACGCUGGUGCUCCUGGCGGCCGGCGGCGUGGCGACUCUGGUGGCGUUUCUGGUGGCCCUCAUAUCCCUCUGCCGGGGGACUCAGAGGCAGCACUACCGCACCGUGGCCGUGCUCCUCUUCACUGCGGUGGUUCUGCAGGCCUGCGCUCUCGUCCUCUACCCGAUCAAGUUCAUCGACGGAACUGUUCUCCAGACGUACCAUGAGUUCAACUGGGGCUACGGGCUCGGCUGGGGGGCCACCAUCUUCAUGCUGGGCGGAGGGAUCCUCUUCUGCCUGCGGACGGACAUAUACGAGGAUGCAAUGUACUAAGUCCCUCCUCAACCACCUCCCCCACCCACACCCUGCUUCCGGAAAUACACACACAUAAACACACACGGUGUGUGCUACUCCUCUCCACCCGGCGAGCACAGACCCCGUUUCUCUCUUUCUCUCGCCGUCUCACUCUCUCUGUUAUUUUUAGACAGGUUGUGAGGGCCUAAUUCCGGCCAGGGGCUGUUUGUAUAGGGCCUUCACACCCACCCCCAGCCGCCCACCCCCCUCCACACGCGGCCAGCGGGUCCCUCAGCCCUGCCGCUGUCAACAGUGAGGUGCAAAGGCACAGAGAGCUUUCUGGACAGGCCGCGAGCCUCCGAGGCUACUGGACGUUUCCACAGCACGUUGGCCCCGGAUCCCUCUAUUGUCAGAGGAACAGGACAGCAGAUUCUCCCUGACAUGUGAUUGUGCGCCGGCUGGACAUUUAAAGGGACUGACGCAUCUCCACAAUGCCUUUUUUACAAUUCUUUUUUGUAAGCAUUUUAAGAGGACAAGCUUGUUGUUCAUGUAUGGAUGGCCUCAUAUCCCACUUUAGACAUAUUGAAAACCCAAACUUGCCCUUCACGUGUUCCAUGGCCUCAAACGUAUCUAGCGAAGCGAAAGCCUUCUGAUAUAUGAAGUGUAGAUUAGUCACCUGGAGCGAUCAAGUGUUUGUCUGAAAGUAAGAAAUGUAAAUGUGUACAGAGUAUUUCUACAUGAAGAAGAAUAAACAGCUGUAGUUUUCGGGAUUGUUAGGAGUGUAACUUAUUGUUAAAAAAAAAUAAUCUUUGCCGCGAUCAUGUGGCCUUCUGACAUUUUCACCUUUGACAAUUUCACCUUUGACCGACUUCUUAGAGCAACGCCUAAUAAGAGGAAAAGCUGCCAGACUAUUUCACGCCUCAGAGGAAAUUGCACCAGACCGUGUGCUGUGUGAAAAUUAAUUAGCAACAUAAAAACGAAUGUAUAAGUCAUAUUUUGCAAUUAAAUUUAAAACCGUCUGAGAGUUGGCGUAUCCAUGUCAUGUAAUUACUGAGAUCAUUUUUACUGCACUGUCAUAUUUACUUGUCAAGGAUGAAUGUGCUUGAAGGAUUUGUGGUUGUGUUUAUUAAACGUUACGAUCGU
Platichthys flesus (European flounder) is the source of this 1802-nucleotide messenger RNA. RefSeq names its product transmembrane protein 47-like. Gene Ontology annotation, cellular component: cell-cell junction. The coding region runs from base 159 to 698 and encodes 179 amino acids. The record is from RefSeq and is a predicted model, not a curated record. Gene Ontology annotation, biological process: cell-cell adhesion. NCBI's taxonomy places the organism in Eukaryota, Metazoa, Chordata, Actinopteri, Pleuronectiformes, Pleuronectidae. The transcript is spliced from 3 exons.